Molecule: messenger RNA, 406 nt
Organism: Symbiodinium necroappetens
Lineage: Eukaryota; Dinophyceae; Suessiales; Symbiodiniaceae
Source: the annotation of a GenBank genome assembly
GCUGCUCCUCAGCUUCCAGGCAUCUGUCAAUGAUGCAGAGUCUGGUUCUGGCUUGACUCCCUUGAUGUGCGCGGUGAGAGUUGGAGCUUCUGAAGUGGUUCGCCAACUGAUCAUUGCCAAAGCUGACCUGCAUUUGCGAGACGCGGCGAGCCGGUCGGCACUCCACCACGCUGCCGCGUGCGGGGACGCUGCUGUUCGAGAUGCGGCGGAGCUGCUGCGGCGGCGUGCAGAGGCGAAUGCUAGUGAUUCGGAAGGAGCAACGCCCUUAAUGCUUGCCGCCAGCCUUGGGGCUCCCGAGAUGAUUCGCUUCCUGUUAAAACAAGGUGCAUCGCCUCAGGUCUGCAGGGCAAUGCUGCCCAACAUUUCCCACAAUGCAAGUCUGGAGAUCUUGCGGGGCAUUCUCUGA